Molecule: messenger RNA, 382 nt
Organism: Staurois parvus
Lineage: Eukaryota; Metazoa; Chordata; Amphibia; Anura; Ranidae
Source: the annotation of a GenBank genome assembly
UGCGCUGUGUCUUUCGGACACAGUGGAUCACCGAUCCACGGAAAGAGCCAAAGAUGUCGGCUCGGUCAUGUGAUCAGCUGUGUCCAAUCACAGCUGAUCGCAUGGGACAUGUACACUGAUCAUCAGGGCACUGAUGAUCAGUGUGCCCUGAUAAUCUGUGUAGCCCCAGCAGUGCCACCUGUCAGUGUCCAUCAGUGCCAGCUCUCAGAGCUCAUCCAUGCCACCUGCCAGUGCCCAUCAGUGCCACAUCAAUGCCACAAAUCAGUACCUACCAGUGCACAUCAAUGCCACAUAUCAGUGCCCAUCUGAGCUGCCUUUCAGUGUCACCCAUCAGUGCCACCUAUCAAUGCCGAUUAGUGCUACCUAUAAGUGCCAGUCAGUG